This is a messenger RNA of Phaeodactylum tricornutum CCAP 1055/1, 1391 nucleotides long. RefSeq lists its product with no specific name. Gene Ontology annotation, molecular function: oxidoreductase activity; nucleotide binding. Lineage: Eukaryota; Bacillariophyta; Bacillariophyceae; Surirellales; Neidiaceae. The transcript has a single exon. The coding region runs from base 141 to 1391 and encodes 416 amino acids. Gene Ontology annotation, cellular component: cytoplasm. Gene Ontology annotation, biological process: NADPH regeneration. The record is from RefSeq and is a predicted model, not a curated record.
AUUUCAAGCCGUCCGAUCUUCCUUCCUCAACGUGUGGGACUUUGGUUAGUGAAUUUUCUCCCCGUCGCCGGAGUUUCUGGCAAACCACGUUGGGAACCACCGUACCGUUGGUCACCACCACUGUUACCACUACUACCGCAAUGCCGGCCAAAGCUCGUACCAACCCUGACACUCCUGCCCCCGCCACGAGUCAGGAGACGACCAUUGAUACGAAUCCAACACCACUACCGUUACGGACGGUACUCUUGGGAGCCGGCAUUUUUGCGUCUACUACGCACGCGGCCGUGUUGGAACAACACCGCAAUACGGUCUUUGCCGUGGUGGGGGUUUGGUCACGACGUCGGACCGAACGUUUGAUCGCACUGGCCGACCGCUUCGCGUGUCCCGCGUACGCGGGAGACGCCGAUCUACUAUCCCUCCUCGCACGCGACGACGUCGAUGCCUUGGUCACGAGUUUGCCGUUGGACGUUCAACCGCAGAUGGUCCGACAAAUACUCCAACACAAUGCGCAGGGCACCCGGCCCAAACACGUGCUCAGUGAAAAACCGAUUGGACCGACGGUCGACGCGGUCACGUCACUCGUGGAACUGUACGAAUCGCACCAGCAAUCGCCGCGUCACUCCGCACCGUACGUUUGGUCGGUGGCCGAAAACUUCCGGUACGAACCCGGUAUCGUGGCCACGUCCCGGGCGGUAGCGACAUCCGUACCAACAGAUGCCGAUAGUAGCAGCAGCAGCAGUAGCUCCGUUCCUACGCACACGAUUGGCACGCCCUUGCUCGCUUCACUCCAGAUACGAGCACCCUUUCUUCCGGACAAUCAAUUUUUGAAUACUCCUUGGCGCAAAAACGCUUCCUGGUACGGUGGACUCUUCAUCGAUUCCUUCGUCCACCACGCUGCCGGGUUGCGGGCCGUACUGGGCGAAGUCGAAACCGUCUCGGCCGUCACCAGUGACCGCGCCGACUAUUUGCCCGGCGUCGAUACGUUGGCGGCGCAACUGACCUGGUCCUCCGGCGUCCAGGGCGUCGUGUCCGUCACCUACGCCGGGCGCGACUUGCAAUACGAAUUCGGUAUCACCGGGACCACCGGAACAGUGUCUCUGGAACGUGCCGGACUCGGUCAUCGUCUGACCGUGGUGUCGUCCAGUCACACGGCAUCAACCGGGACGGAUAGAGAAAAGGUGGCUACCACGGACAACACCAGUACGACCACUACGACGGAGUACGGCUUCACGGGAGUGGAAGAAGAGUUCCUGGCCUUUGCCGGUGCGUGUCGAGGACAAGGAUCGGAUCGCAAUACCCCACGAGAAGCCUUGCGUGAUUUGGCCUUGGUAGAAACCUUGCUCGCAUCCGGCCAACAAAACGGUAGACCGUUACCGGUUCCCAAGUACUGA